AUGAUGCUGUGCUUAGGUGUAGUUGGUGGGUCCACAAAAUGUCUUCAACUCUAUGAUUCCAGUUACAGAAUCAACAACAAAAGAUUCCUUAAUCUAAACAACAACAACGGUUUCAAUUUCAAUACCAGGUGGCGUUUCAUGGCACUUGAAUCGGACUCUUCGUCUUUUGCUUCUUCUGUUGAUUCUGAUGCCUCCGAUAAAAACGCUGCUGCUACUGGGUUCUGCAUUAUAGAAGGACCUGAAACUGUACAAGAUUUUGCUAAAAUGGAACUUCAAGAAAUUCAGGAUAAUAUUCGAAGUAGAAGGAAUAAGAUUUUCUUACAUAUGGAAGAGGUUCGCAGGCUUAGAAUACAACAAAGGAUUAAAAAUGCUGAACUUGGAAUUUCGCAAGAAGAGCAAGAGAAUGAACUUCCGAACUUCCCAUCAUUCAUUCCAUUCUUGCCUCCUUUGACUUCAGCGAACCUCAAGCAGUAUUACGCAACCUGUUUUUCUCUUAUCGGUGGGAUCAUUCUCUUUGGUGGUCUUCUUGCUCCGAGUUUGGAGCUUAAGCUUGGAAUAGGAGGCACGUCUUACGCAGAUUUUAUUCAAAAUAUGCAUCUGCCUAUGCAGUUGAGUCAGGUUGAUCCUAUUGUGGCAUCAUUCUCUGGUGGAGCGGUUGGAGUAAUCUCUGCAUUAAUGGUUGUUGAGAUAAACAAUGUAAAACAACAGGAGCAGAAAAGAUGCAAGUAUUGUCUUGGCACUGGAUAUCUUGCCUGCGCUCGCUGUUCAAGCACAGGAGCACUUGUUCUGAUUGAACCGUUAUCCACCUUCAAUGGUGCAGAUCAGCCUCUAUCACCACCGAAAACCGAGAGAUGUUCAAACUGCUCGGGAUCUGGCAAGGUCAUGUGUCCAACAUGUCUUUGCACUGGAAUGGCCAUGGCAAGCGAACAUGAUCCUCGAAUUGAUCCUUUUGAUUAG
Messenger RNA from Lathyrus sativus (Indian pea), 957 nucleotides. NCBI's taxonomy places the organism in Eukaryota, Viridiplantae, Streptophyta, Magnoliopsida, Fabales, Fabaceae. The record is from the annotation of a GenBank genome assembly.